Messenger RNA from Debaryomyces fabryi, 780 nucleotides. RefSeq lists its product as uncharacterized. The annotation marks the transcript as partial. NCBI's taxonomy places the organism in Eukaryota, Fungi, Ascomycota, Pichiomycetes, Serinales, Debaryomycetaceae. The record is from RefSeq and is a predicted model, not a curated record. The transcript has a single exon.
AUGAUUUCUUUAUCAGGGUUGUUUAUACUACUUAGUAUUCCCAUUAAGUCGUUGAUUUUGGUUUUGAAAUUUUAUAAAGUUGGAGGUUCAAGUCGAAAAUAUGCUAACAAUUUAAAACAAUCCUUACGACUUCUAGUUUUCAAAACGGCUGUUUCAUUAACCGUCUUUGAUGCUUAUUAUAUCUCAUUUAUGAGUAAUAAUUUCGUUCUCAACAAGAUAGUUCCUUUUUUCCAUAAGUCUAUUACCAGUAAACUCCCGGGGUACGGCACUAGGUACGACAAGAACUCCAUUUGGUUGGUUAAACAACCAGACAGGAAGCCAGAUGAUCCAAUCUUGAUUUAUAUUCACGGAGGUGGCUAUUUUCUUCAAACACAGCCGGACCAAAUUGAAUCAGUUUUGUCGAUAUAUAAGUUGCUCAAGCCAGACAAGCAAUCACGCUUGUCUAUUUUACUUUUGGACUAUAAAUUGGCGUCCUAUGGUUACCCAUUCCCGGCCCAGAUAAACCAGUUACACGAAACGUACCUGAGUCUAGUUACAAAUGAAGGUAAUACUAAUAUAAUUUUAAUGGGAGACUCUGCUGGGGGAAAUUUGUCACUUGGAUAUUUACAGUUCUUGAAAAAGGUCCAACCACAUAAUAUUGUCUAUCCUUCCAAAUUAGUGUUGAUCAGUCCUUGGGUAAAGUUGCUACCAGAACUGGAUGCAAUGGUCCCUGGUAACUCUUUCUAUGAUAAUAGUGACCGGGAUAUGAUAGCAUACUCUCAAUUUGAUGAUCCGAAGAAC